This is a messenger RNA of Medicago truncatula (barrel medic), 1416 nucleotides long. RefSeq names its product zinc finger MYM-type protein 5. The coding region runs from base 409 to 1185 and encodes 258 amino acids. The record is from RefSeq and is a predicted model, not a curated record. NCBI's taxonomy places the organism in Eukaryota, Viridiplantae, Streptophyta, Magnoliopsida, Fabales, Fabaceae. The transcript has 2 exons.
GGUAAUUUAUCCACCAACCAAUGAAAAUGAGCAAUUUGUUGGUCGGGUCAAGAUAGUUCAUGGAUACCACUUAAAAAUGUAUUUAUGUGGCUUAUGUGUAUUAGUUGGAGUAAAUUACCCACCAUUCUUCUAUGGGUACCCUAGUUGUCACCUUAUUUAGCCCAUUAACCUCUUUGGCCUCAAACAAAACUCACUCAAAGAACCGUUCUCAACUUUCCUCUCGUUCUCUCAACCUCAUUCAACAUGUUUCAUUUACUGACUGCACAAUCCUUCACGCUCAAUUCCUAGCUGUGGAGAACGCCGAGUUGCACUGAUUCACUCGACGGUAAAGGGAAAGCUACGGAGUUGAUUUGUUUUUUCAACUCAGUAGUGAGUGACAAAUUUCAGGUUCUGAAUUCUUUUCUCAAUAUGCCUCCUAAGUUUAGAAAGUAUGAAUCCGGAUAUGAGAAACGUAAGAAAAAGAAAAAACUUGAAGAGUUUAUUCAAUCUCAAAGAGGAGCUCUUGAUAAAUUUCUUAUAAAAGAACCACAAAUUCCUGUUGAAAAUCAGAAUGUCGGUAAUGUUAAUGUUGAUGUUGAAAUUCUUGAAAAUGUGGUUACAACUGAGAAGAGUAAUAUGGAGAAUGAAAGUGUUGAUUUGGAAAAUAGAGGUGAUGUUAAUGGUGAUGAUGUUAAUUUGAAUAAUGAAGAUGAUAAUCUGGAGGAUAAUGUUAAUGACAAUGUAGAGCAUGGAAACCCAUCUGAACAUUUGUUUGAUAUAUUUGAUCCAAGAAAUUGGGAUGCUCUUGAUUCUAAAAUGAUUGAUUUAUUAGUUAUGGAAGGUCCUAAAAGAGAUUUGUCCGUUGUGAAUGGUCCUAAAGAUAAACUUUCUAGACGCUUUACGUCUAAUUUGUAUACUAGAGUUUUAUCAAAUGGAGAGAAGUGUGAUAGAGAUUGGCUUGUUUAUUCGAAAGAGUUUGAUAAAGUAUUUUGUUUUUGUUGUAAAGUUUUUAAAAGAGUGAUUAGUAAAGGUCAAUUAACAAAUGAGGGUUUUGGUGAUUGGUCACAUGUUGGUGGAAGACUUAGAGAGCAUGAGAGAGGCAUGGAACAUGGUAAGAAUAUGACUACUUGGUAUGAGUUGCGUCAAAGGCUGCAAAAGAAUCAGACUAUUGGUAAAACGUUUCAAAGACUAAUUGAGAAAGAGUAACCUUUUGGAGACAAUGCAAUAUGAAGACUUUGAUGAAUUUGUUUCAAAAAGUGUUAGAUUGAUGACUCUUUUUAAGUAUCUAGUAGACUGAUAUUAGUUAGAAGUGUUACAAUUUAACUAAAGUAGUUUGACUUUUUGGUGCUUCAUUUGGUAACAUUGAGUUUUUGAUGUUAUUGAUUAGAACAUGGUUCUUUCUUAUGUUAUCUACAAGGAUGGCUCUUUUUGAUGUUA